CCCGAGUGCCGGCGGGAUCGGUAGCAGGUAUCCGGGCGAUGGCUGCUCUCCUCCGAGCUGUGCCGCGGUUGCCAGUGCCAGCUGUGUGGGGAAGGCCUCUCUACGGGCUUCAGUGCUGCAAUGGGCAGGAUUUUAGGAGGUGGGUGGGGAGUAGGUCACCCACCUUAAGAAAGAAACCAGCAGGCACAGAGGCAGAGAAAUUCCAGAUGAUCUACCGGUUUGAUGCUAUCAGAGUGUUUAGGUACUUGUCUCAGCUGAAGGUGGCACAAACGGCCCUGACAGUGGUGGCCCUGCCGCCUGGCUUUUACUGGUAUUCCCAGGGCCUUGUGACGUUGAACUCCCUGUGCCUUGCGGGUGGGAUAGCUAGCUUCGCCCUGGCCAUGCUGUGCUGGAUGAGCUAUUUCUUCCGGAGGCUAGUGGGUAUCCUGUAUGUGAAUGAGUCAGGCACCGUGCUGCGGGUGGCCCACCUGACCUUCUGGGGCUGGCGGCAAGACACAUACUGCCCGGUGGCUGACGUGAUCCCUGUGACGGAAACCCAGGACCGGCCCCAGGAACUUUUCGUACGGAUCCAGCAGUACAGUGGCAAGCAGACCUUCUACCUCACCCUGCGCUACGGACGCAUCCUGGACAGAGAGCGUUUCACACAGGUGUUUGGGGUGCUGGACACACUGAAGUGAACACUGGGUACUGGGCUUCCGGGUACCUUGGGCCCCCUGGAUCUCCGACAGAAGGCUGAAAGCGUGGGUGAGGCCAAAGAUGGGGACCUAUCAGCUGGAGACUUUGUCAGGGCUCUUGGGAAACUUGUCUUUUGGAAUGAGAAAAGUCAUGAGGCAGAUGCUAGUGACCUCAUUUAGAACAAAGGCCUUAGUGCAGAUUCUUACCGCACAUGUAUAUAACAUUCAUUUAGGAAAUGGCCAGAAGUUUCUGUUGAGAGCCAGCUCUUGGAAGAAGCUGUGCCCAGGGCACACAAACAGUACAGUGCUGUGAAAUGGGAAGACGGGUGUGGUGGGCAAACAGGAUUUGGGUGGGAAUACUUGGGUUUUGUUUGUCCUUAAUUUCUGUCCUGGGGCAGGUAACUGAGUCUCUCUGAACCUUGUUUUUCACAUUUGUAAAAUGUAAACUCCUGCUGUGUCUUGGGAUGAGUGUGAGAAUAAAUAAUAAAUGUCAAGUGCUUUGCAAACUGCGCAGGCAAGAGUAAACAUUAAGUGUUAGUUCAGCGAUGAUGGAGUGGUAGACCCAGUAAGAGAUGGGACUGGGAUGAAACCUACAAGUGGGUCAUUUCGUUUUCCCAGAUAGUAAUUUCAUGACUGAGGCAGGAGUGUUAUCCAGGCAAGCACAGCACCCUUGCCAAGACAGUGCUCACUACCCAGAGAACUCGGGGCUCUCACAUCAGAUGUCUUUGUGGACUGUGUGUGCCUGGGCCAAUUUUUUGCCUAAAGAAUAGGUUCUCAAACCUUGUGUCCAUGUGCAGAAUCACCUGGAGAGCAUCUUAAAAAUAUCCUUACCCAGGCCUAUGACCAUGCCCUUCAGGUGGUUCACAUGUGUAGCCUGUGUCAACAGUCACCGUGUGGAAGUCUCACUGCACUGGGACGUGAGAGCUGGGACUCUCACCAGCCUUGGAAGAAAGAGCUUCCAGGCCGAUGCGUGGUUUGCUCUGUAGUACCAGCAGAGGGCACAGAGAGCAAAUGCCUUAUCCAUUCCUUUAUUCCUGAGCUAAAAUCCUAGAUCUCCAUGUGACAAUGG
Messenger RNA from Pteronotus mesoamericanus, 1743 nucleotides. It is a transcript of the gene TMEM186, whose product is annotated as transmembrane protein 186. The transcript has 2 exons. Gene Ontology annotation, cellular component: mitochondrion. The coding region runs from base 39 to 677 and encodes 212 amino acids. Lineage: Eukaryota; Metazoa; Chordata; Mammalia; Chiroptera; Mormoopidae. The record is from RefSeq and is a predicted model, not a curated record.